This is a messenger RNA of Athalia rosae (coleseed sawfly), 2409 nucleotides long. It is a transcript of the gene Mob4, whose product is annotated as MOB kinase activator-like 4. Gene Ontology annotation, cellular component: cytoplasm. Lineage: Eukaryota; Metazoa; Arthropoda; Insecta; Hymenoptera; Athaliidae. The record is from RefSeq and is a predicted model, not a curated record. Bases 112 to 774 code for a protein of 220 amino acids. The transcript has 4 exons.
CCGCACUUCGGAGCAUAUACUUCGUUGUGCAGGUUGUGUUUAGUUGUGUUUUUAAAUUUUCUAAUCUACAGAGCUUUGCAUAAUCAUUGAACGAGUGCAACAACUGGCAAAAUGAAGAUGGCGGACGGAUCUUUGUUAAGAAGAAAUAGACCCGGAACCAAGGCAAAGGAUUUUUGCCGUUGGCCAGAUGAGCCUUUUGAAGAAAUGGACAGCACACUUGCUGUGCAACAGUAUAUACAGCAGAUAAUAAGACGAGAGCCAGCAAACAUUGAGCUCAUUCUUGGCAUGCCAGAAGGACAGGAUGAGGGAGUGUGGAAAUAUGAGCAUCUCAGACAAUUCUGCAUGGAAUUGAAUGGACUGGCAGUCAGACUGCAAGGAGAAUGCGAUCCUUCUACUUGCACUCAAAUGACAGCUACUGAACAAUGGAUAUUCUUAUGUGCAGCUCACAAAACGCCCAAAGAGUGCCCAGCUAUAGAUUAUACUCGGCAUACUCUGGAUGGAGCUGCUUGCCUUCUUAACAGCAAUAAAUAUUUUCCAAGCAGAGUUAGCAUUAAAGAGUCAUCCGUUGCUAAACUCGGAUCUGUGUGCCGUCGAGUCUACAGGAUCUUUUCACAUGCCUAUUUCCACCAUCAGACAAUAUUUGACGAGUUUGAAAACGAGACAUUCCUUUGUCGCAGGUUUACCGCAUUCGUCAUCAAAUACAAUCUGAUGUCCAAAGACAAUCUCAUAGUACCGAUAUUGGAAGAUGGUGCCCCCACGGAAAGCGAGGCAUAGGGACCUCUAUUUCCACCUUCUUGUCUGAAGCUCGUACCACAGAUUUUCAAGCAAAAUCUGUUGCCGAUUUAUCGACUCAUACAGAUAUCACUAGGCGUUAUCUCAGGUAGCUUGCAAGCAUUAGGGAGCAAGCGGCUGACGUUCAAUCCUGGUAAAGUUAUUCUUUGAAAUUUUUCUUUACACUUAAUAAACAAGGCGUUCAAUCUCUUUAUAUUUAUUAUCAUUUUUAAUGGAAUAUCUUUUCCUAAAGAUUUUAAGAAAGCAAAAGAAUUCCUAUCAUUUUAUGACGAUUUCAAGUGACUGAUUUUUUAAAAAUAGUGCGUUCUUGUGAGUUUUUUGAUUGGUAAUUAUUCAUUUUGAAGUAUAUCACAGAAUGAUUCACCAGGGUCAUAAGACGACGAUUAUAAAUUGCGGCAUGGAAUACAUUUUUUUAUUUUCAUACACUAUUCACACAUGCUAUAAUCUGUACCACAAGCGACGUGCAUAUGAAGUUAUAAUCAAAGUUGAAUGAAAAUCCAUGAACCGUAAAUAAUCAGCGAAUAAAAAUGAAAAUGCGAUCCAAGCAAUGACCAGUAAAUAAUUUUUCAAAGAUUAUUCAAAACGUAGUAAUAAAAUCAAUGUCGUAUGGAACGUUUUGCAACAAAAUACACACUUGGAAUUCUGCUCUAAAUUCGAUAUCUGUAAUCAAAGAUCAACUAAUUUUAUUAUAAUUGUCCUUUUUAUUACGAUUAAAUAUUUAUUACAUCGCUGAGGAUCAUUAACUGACAAAGUCACAGAUAACAAGAACGAAAUUGAUGACUAAAUAUUGUAAUUAGCAUAGAGGAAUAGGCGAAUAGUAUGCGAGUCCUCGUAAGACGUAAUAGUGGUAGAGAAGUAAUAGAUGUCGUAUAAUCGUUAUAUACAUAACAUACUAAUCUCUCAUAGCUAUAAAUCCAGGUCGCUAGAUUCUCCGCCGCCCUUUACCGAUCAUAUUUAUUGGUCAACAGUUGGGUGCUUAUGUAUGUACGGACGUACGUAUAUCAUCACUGCUACCAGAUAAUAAUGAGCAGACAGGAUCGUGAGUCGUGAACAUACCGCACUUUUGAAGAAAAAAAAUAUGCCUUUCGAUUAUUCAUUCUUUUUCCUCUCAUUGCUCACUAAUCAGAUGAUAAUAUGUACCGGUUAUCUAACCGAGCAAAGCAAUAUCGCAACUGGGUAAUAUUCCCAUUUCUAGCAAAGACCAGGUGGAAUUAUUAACAUUCUUCAGCUAUUGUGGAAAGAUGUAGUAAAAUCUAUCAAGUCACAACGUUAUUAACCAUGAAUAAAUGUUGUGUGAUUUAUCAGCUGCCUUUUAAUUUUGAGCAAAAUAUUAUUAGCCCGAUAAAAUAAACGACGGACGGUAACUGUAAUUAAACCGUCCGCGGAAUACAGAUGAAUUUUUACCAAUUGUCAGUGUUUUAUUAAUAGUACGUUUAUCGUCAUCUUAGGACUUGUCUAUUAAAUAUUUCUUGUUCGUACUAUAACGGGGAGAAAAACAAAUACACUGUACAUACAAUCUGUAAAUAUGAAUUAAUGAAUACAAAAUGGUGUAUGAAAUUAGUAGAAUGUAAUUAUGAUUAUUAAUGAAAAUAUUAAGUAUUAACAAUGACAGAAAUA